AUGUUUGUGUUCAGUUCUUCGUUUAUCACUCGGCGGGCUCACCUUGCUAGUAGGGUCUCGCAAAGAACGUCGCAGUUCGACUGGGUGACCGCGUACAGCAACCGAUGCGCGUGUAGCAAGCGCUUCCAAGCAGGACCCACUCACCGUACCGAGUCUAUAAGGCACAACAAUGCCCUAGGCCUUCAGAGUGCCACGAAAAGGGUCACUUUCUCUGACACGCUGGACGGGUCCGACCUCCGCAUCGGUCUGGUUCGCUCGCGCUGGAACGAGGAGAUCACAGGUUCGCUUCUGGAAGGCGCGAAAAGGACGCUUCGGGAGUGCAAAGUCUCCCCGGAAAAUAUAGUGGAGUUGGAAGUACCCGGUGCUUUUGAACUACCGCUUGGGGCGCGGCUCAUGAUUGAGACGCAGCGCGUUGACGCUGUCGUUUGUUUAGGCUGCCUGAUCAAGGGAGAGACAACCCACUUCGACGUUAUCGCGGACAAGGCGAGCGCUGCCAUCAUGCAGCUGCAGAUGACCACCGCUGUCCCUAUUGUUUUCGGAGUGCUCACCUGCCUUAGUGAGGAACAGGCACGUGCACGCGCCAUGGGCCCAGACAACUUAGCAGUCGAUUGGGCAAAAACUGCUGUUGAAAUGGGUGUUGUGAAAAAUGUGAUGCAAGGCAAGCGGCCCGCUGGCAAGGAGAGCAAGAAGCUGCUUUUCUAA
Molecule: messenger RNA, 702 nt
Organism: Cyanidioschyzon merolae strain 10D
Lineage: Eukaryota; Rhodophyta; Bangiophyceae; Cyanidiales; Cyanidiaceae
Product: riboflavin synthase subunit beta
Exons: 1
Coding region: 1-702 (233 amino acids)
Biological process (GO): riboflavin biosynthetic process
Cellular component (GO): intracellular anatomical structure; riboflavin synthase complex
Molecular function (GO): 6,7-dimethyl-8-ribityllumazine synthase activity
Source: RefSeq, a predicted model, not a curated record